Messenger RNA from Porites evermanni, 4754 nucleotides. NCBI's taxonomy places the organism in Eukaryota, Metazoa, Cnidaria, Anthozoa, Scleractinia, Poritidae. The record is from the annotation of a GenBank genome assembly.
UAUGGUAUAUUCUCAGAUGUUGACGAAUGUGUAGAUGGGACUCACAACUGCGACUCAAACGCUCUGUGUAGCAACAGCGUUGGCUCGUUCACAUGUGCCUGUUUCCAAGGAUACUCAGGAAGUGGGACAGUCUGUUCUGGUAAGUUAAAGGGUUAACAAUGUCCUAGUGAUCAGGUGAUCAUAUUGGCCUCAUAGACGUUGUACGUGUGAUGGAGUCCGUGUUGUAUCAAAUUGCAGUAUGGGACUGUUUUGGGAACAAAAUUCCUACAUAACAACAAUCUGAUUGGUUUGCAGGAAGCGGCUGUGCCUCCCCAAACAAUCCCGCAAUGCAAUUCGACACAUUGCCGACCCAGUCUCUCGCACAACCUUAACAAAAACUAAAAAGCACUUAAUUUGGGUGUUAAUUAUUUCGGCACUUAAGUACUAAUUAGUAAACUAUUAUUACGUCUUGUACUGGAGACGGGACGUCAUCCGAGUCAUGCGGAGGUCUAGCCGUUUACGGGGCAAAGGCAAUACCUUCAUUUCUCAGUUAUUUUAAGACCGUUUGGAUUGGUCCCGCCCUGGGAAUCGAUGCUAGUCCUCCCGCUCUUCAGCCAAUUGUUCUACCGACUGAGCUAAUACAGCGACCGACUGAGCCAAUACAGCGUCGGUUCAAAAAUAUCAAUUGAAUAUUCACCUAAGACUACUGAGGAAAAGAAACCACCCUUUCAAAAGUGUUCAGUUAAGACACCACCUAGGAUUUAAGAUUGAAAAUGUAACUAAAAGUUAAUAGUAACUGCCUUGUCUUAUCUUGGUAUUUGAAAUCUGAACUGAGAUUAGCUAGAUUAGUUGCACCGCCACGUUUAAGAAAAGGCAUUGUUUCAUCGAGGUGUCAAUCUAUGUUUCACUAUAAUAAUUAUGAAGAUAGGUUUUGUUGGUAUUGAUUAUUAAUAUGUCAUGAUUAAGAGCCUUAAAGGCUUCAUAAAAUCCGUUUCAUUUGUUUCUAUAGCUUAAAUAACACGAAAUGUGACUAGAUAUUUCUGUUCAUGGUAUUUUCAAAACUCCAUUUCAUGGCCAUAACCAUCAACCAUCCAAAUCAUCCAUCCAAUGACCAUCAACUGGCGUGAUGCAACUCCCUUUGACUCUGAAGACAAUUAACGCACAGAAACGUCAGUCAUGCACUGUCAAAAACAGUUCUUUCAUGGACUACGCUCACUCGGACGGUCACACGCCAAACCUUUCACAGUUUUACCAUUUUUUUUGUGUUGUAACAGAUAUUGAUGAGUGCACAACAAAUGCGCACAACUGUCACUUAGAUGCGACGUGUAGCAAUACAGGUGGUUCAUUCACUUGUAGCUGUAAUCAAGGUUACUCCGGGGAUGGAAAACAGUGCGACGGUAUGUUUGUAAUCUUAGUAUCAAGAAAACGGAAGAUUCCAUGUUAACCCUGGUGUUGCGGGAAGGGGAGAAUUGUGUGGCGGGGUGGUGGUUGCCAAGCGAAUAUUAAGGUUUUUCUUCGUUAUUUCAAAAAUGACGUUCUGCAAUCGUAUCUUUUUUACUUAUCGGUAACCCUUUUUGCAUAUUAGGUAAACGAAGCGCACAAAUGAAAAACGACUUUUAAAAACAAAUUUUAACUUUUACUUUUUUAACAAAUUUUAACUAGCUUUUGACUGUUGGAUUGUAAAUGUUGCUUCGAAUAAUUUUAGUUUACCUCCUAAAAUAAACAUUUCAAUUAACUGUUCUGUCUUUCGUUUAAACAACAUUUAGCCUGUUUUUGUUUUCUAUAGUAUAUUCCAAACCCGAUAAUAGCGGAGUGUUCGCGCGUGCGGCGGAGCCCCAUUGCUAAGAUAAAUUUGUAACCUGUGAGAGCAAGAAAAUUCGUUUAUGACGUAGCGUACGAACGCCGACCGUCCGUUCACCCACUGCAUGUAGGCCGAUGCCAAAUUUAAAGUUAUUAUGGCGGGAAAGCGUAUGGCCACCCACGUCUUGUGAAGCAGACACGACUAAAGAGUCAAUAAAGACGAGAACGGAAAGCGGAAAAUGUUUCCGUAUCCGUGUUGUCUAAAGUAUUAAGCUUAGAUUAAUUGUCAUGUCCGCAAAUGUGGAAUAUAGAGAAAGAGAAUUGAAGACAGAGAAAAAGAGAAAUUAGGGCGAGAGGCCAGCAAACUCAACGCCGGAGAUAUAGAGCUAGAGCUAGAGAGAAAAAACAAAGGAGACAGACAUUUUUUUUGGAGGAACAACAUGAAAUUUGUAGCAGCGGUGAGAAAAUGAGCAAUGCUAGCGGCAACCGGGGUGAAAAGAACGAUAGUGAAAGAAAAAACAAAAAACAAAAAAAACAAAACAAAACAAAACAAAAACGCGUACGACUUUUCCUCUAUAAAUCGUGUAACGAGGAAGUUUCUGGAAGUUUCACGUUGUAGUCGUGCAAAACAACGACAAAGAAAUGGACGUAAAAAGUGUGCUGCACUUGUAAAGUUGCUUUUUCUACUAAUUAGACCUAUUGUUGUGUUUUCACCGUUCUCGUUGCCUUCGCCGCUUAGCAUUACAGGAUUUGAUAUUUUGUUUGAACAAACCAUAAAUACUAUCAAGAGCUUCGCUUUAGCCCUUACUAAAUCUGUAUAUUACAGUGUGUCCAAUUAACCUUAUAAAAUAUAGGUAGUGUAGGUGGGCCCUGGGUUAUUUGUUUGGGAAGAAUUUGUUUUCCAGGCCUAAUCUAUUGUGAUCAAGAGCUAUUGAUUAUGGCUCUUGACUCACCGAAGAUGAUUGUUAAUUUUUGGGUGCAUAUAUAAGACUAUUAAGUCGAUGUAAGCUUUGCUUCUGACUGUUUGCAAAUAAUUUUUCUCUAAAAUCACUAAGCCUUUCCCUUAAAAGUCACAUGAAUGUGGCCUAAUGUGUUUGAUUUAAAUUAUAGAUUUAUUAAUGGGAGCUUGGGUUUUAGCCCUGGCUUAAUAUAUAUAUAUAUAUAUAUAUAUAUAUAUAUAUAUAAGUUUUAUCAUGUCAGAUGCAAAAGUAUUGAAACCUCGAUCUUUAAUGUAAACGGAAACAGCUUACCGGACCCGUUAAUUAUAGGGACCUUCGAGAAAGGGGCCCCAGGACCCAUCUCACUUGUAGACCAAAAUAAGGCCCGCAAGGCUAAAACAAACAGUGCUCAUGACUGUCACGCAGAAGCAGUCUGUAGCAAUACAGAUGGUUCAUUCACUUGCAGUUGUAACCAAGGAUAAACAUUCUCAAUUUCUGUAUAAACUUUAUACUUUCAGUUUUAAAUCUCUCCACCCCACAGCACACCAUGUUUUUCUUUUUGCAAGGAGAUGUCUAAACAGUCGUGUAAAACUGCCCCAGCAAACAAUCUGCUUAAGCACUUACCCAAUUUUUGUACCUAUUUCAUGUUGAGCUCAUACAACUUGUCUCAAUAAGUUAUGGUAUAUCCUCAGAUGUUGACGAAUGUCAGGAUGGGACUCACAACUGCGACUCAAACGCUCUGUGUAACAACAGCGUUGGUUCGUUCAUAUGUGCCUGUUUCCAAGGAUACUCAGGAAGUGGGACAGUCUGUUCUGGUAAGUUAAAGGGUUAGCAAUGUCCUAGUGAUCAUGUGAUCAUAUUGGCCUCAUAGAGGUGGUACGUGUGAUGGAGUCGGUGUUGUAUCAAAUUGCAUUAUAGGACUGUUUUGGGAACAAAACUCCCACAUAACAACAAUCUGAUUGGUUUGCAGCAAGCGACAGUGCCUCCCCAAACAGUCCCGCGAUGCAACUCGACACAUGGCCGACUCAGUCUCUCCCACAACCUUAACAAAAACUAAAAAGCACUUAAUUUGGGUGUUAAUUGUUUAGGCAUUAAUUAAAAGUACUAAUUAGUAAACUAUUAUUACGUCUUGUAGGGACGUCAUCCGAACCACGCUGAGGUCUAGCCGUUUACGGGGCAAAAGCAAUACCUUUAUUUCUCAGUUAUUUUAAGACCGUUUGGAUUGGUCCCGCCCUAGGAAUCGAUGCUAGUCUUCCCGCUCUGCAGCCAAUUGUUCUACCGACUGAGCUAAUACAGCGUCGGUUCAAAUAUAUCAAUUGAAUAUUCACUUAAGACUACUGAGGAAAAGAAACCACCCUUUCAAAAGUGUUCAGUUAUGACACCACCUAGGAUUUAAGAUUGAAAAUGUAGCUAAAGGUUAAUAGUAACUGCCUUGUCUUAUCUUGGUAUUUGAAAUCUGAACUGAGAUUAACUAGAUUAGUUGCACCGUCACGUUUAAAAAAAGACAAUGUUUCAUCGAGGUGUCAAUCUAUGUUUCACCAUAAUAAUUAUGAAGAUAGGUUUUGUUGGUAUUGAUUAUUAAUAUGUCAUGAUUAAGAGCCUUAAAGGCUUUAUAAAAUCCGUUUCAUUUGUUUCUAUAGCUAACACUUACUAACUCCAUUUCAUGGCCAUAACCAUCAACCAUCAAAAUCAACCAUCCAAUGACCAUCAACUGGCGUGAUGCAACUCCCUUUGACUCUGAAGACAACUAAUGCACAGAAACGACAGUCAUGCACUGUCAAAAACAGUUCUUUCAUGGACUACGCUCACUCGGACGGUCACACGCCAAACCUUUCACAGUUUUACCAUUUUUUUUGUGUCGUAACAGAUAUUGAUGAAUGCACAACAAAUGCGCACGACUGUCACUUAGAUGCGACGUGCAGCAAUACAGGUGGUUCAUUCACUUGUAGCUGUAAUCAAGGUUACUCCGGGGAUGGAAAACAGUGCGACGGUAUGUUUGUAAUAUUAAUAUCAAGAAAACGGAAGAUUCCAUGUUAA